Molecule: messenger RNA, 2459 nt
Organism: Manis pentadactyla (Chinese pangolin)
Lineage: Eukaryota; Metazoa; Chordata; Mammalia; Pholidota; Manidae
Gene: SLC17A9
Product: solute carrier family 17 member 9
Exons: 13
Coding region: 138-1571 (477 amino acids)
Biological process (GO): transmembrane transport
Cellular component (GO): membrane
Molecular function (GO): transmembrane transporter activity
Source: RefSeq, a predicted model, not a curated record
CUGGGGGCGACGCGUCCUGGGAGCGCCGGACGGAAGCGCCGCUGGGACUGACACGUGGACUCGGGCGGCGCUGCCCGCGUGGGUCGGCCCACCUGGAGCCGGGGUCCGGACACUGCGCCCGCGGCCAUCUGCGCCCAAUGCAGCAGCCCAUGGACGAGGGUCGCCGGGAUGCGGCCCAAGACGCCCAGUGGUCCAGGCCCGAGUGCCAGGCGUGGACGGGGACGCUGCUGCUGGGCACGGGUCUGCUGUACUGUGCGCGCGCCAGCAUGCCCGUCUGCACUGCCUCCAUGAGCCAGGACUUCGGCUGGAACAGGAAGGAGGCCGGCGUCGUGCUCAGCAGCUUCUUCUGGGGCUACUGCCUGACUCAGGUUGUGGGCGGACACCUGGGGGACCGGAUUGGGGGCGAGAAGGUCAUCCUGCUGUCAGCCUCUGCCUGGGGUCUUAUCACUGCCGCCACCCCUCUGCUCGCCCGCCUCGGCAGUGCCCACCUGGUGGUCAUGACCUCCGCUCGCGUCCUCACGGGCUUGCUCCAAGGGGUUUACUUCCCUGCACUGACCAGCCUGCUGUCACAGAAGGUGCGGGCGAGCGAGCGAGCCUUUGUCUACAGCACCGUGGGGGCCGGCACCCAGUUUGGGACACUGUUGACAGGGGCCGCGGGCUCCCUGCUCCUGGACUGGUAUGGCUGGCCAAGUGUCUUCUACUUCUCUGGCGGGCUCACCCUGCUGUGGGCGUGUUACGUGUACAGAUCUCAUCCUGGCCUUGGGUGUUUUGGUGCAAGGCCUGCCGGUGUCCAGACACACCAAAGUUCCCUGGAGACAGCUUUUCCAGAAGGCUUCUGUCUGCCUCUGCCCCCCACCCCGGAGUCUGGGCAGGGGCUCAGGUGCAGGAUGCUGAGCCCAGCCACGGCCCGCAGGGCAGCCAUAGCCUCCCAGCUGUCCUCAGCCUGCUCCUUCUUCAUCCUCCUGUCCUGGCUGCCCACCUUCUUUAAGGAGACUUUCCCCAGCUCCAAGGGCUGGGUCUUCAACGUGGUGCCCUGGCUGGUGGCCAUUCCCGCCAGCGUGCUCAGCGGGUUUCUCUCCGAUUGGCUCAUCAAUCAGGGUUAUAGGACCAUCACCGUGCGGAAGUUCAUGCAGGUCAUGGGCCUUGGCCUGUCCAGCAUUUUUGCCCUGUGUUUGGGUCACACUUCAAGCUUUUGUAAGUCUGUGGUCUUUGCAUCAGCCUCCAUCGGCCUCCAGACCUUCAACCACAGUGGCAUUUCUGUCAACAUCCAGGACCUGGCCCCCUCCUGCGCUGGCUUUCUGUUUGGCGUGGCCAACACAGCCGGGGCCUUGGCAGGUCUGCCCCGUCCCUGCACUGCCCUCAGGCCUGCCCGGAGCCCUCAGCCUGCCUGCCCCCUCUCCGGUGCAGGUGUCGUGGGUGUGUGCCUGGGUGGCUACCUCACUGAGACCGCAGGCUCCUGGACGCCCGUGUUCAACCUGGUGGCUGUCGUCAGCAGCCUGGGGCUGGGUGCCUUCCUGGUGUUUGGAGAAGCCCAGCGGGUGGACCUGAGCCCUGCCCGCCAGGACCUCUAGCUACCCAGCCACCCCUGGAGACCUGAGUGUCCCCCAGGACCCAAGAGUCCCCUGGGGAUCUGACCAUCCCCCAGGGACUCGGCCGUCCCCCAAGGGCUCAGUGCCAUCAGCCUCAGGGCCCCGGGUCAGUUUAAGAGCCUCCCACCCCUGACUGGGCUGUGUGAGUGCGGACAUGGGCAACCUGGCCAGGCCUCAGCUUCCCCUGCUGGGUGAGCAGGGUUGGUACUUUCAGUAGCAGCAGCUCCAUCACGGACACAGUCUGCCUGUUGCCCCUCUGCAGAAGGGCCUACCUGUCACUGCAGGGCCGGUCACUGCCGGGCCAGUCGCUGGACUCGAGUCCGACCCCCAAAACCUGCUUCACUUUGUUUCUCGGUGCUUGACGCUCGAUCGUGACCUUCAGUGGGGCUGUCUGUGCACCAGAUGAAGGCCGUUGGGGGUCCGUGUGCUUCUGCUCCUCCAGGCAGCCAGGCUGAGACCCCAGUUAAGGGGUGGGUAGCAGGCUGGAUGCCCAUGCCCACUUCUGGGGACCCCUGCCCCCAGUACCCCCAGCCUGUGUGGGAUUGCCCAGCCCUAGCGAUGCAUUCUGUGUCCUGGCACCUGGUGACCCACCUGUGAGGGGAGCCUGGGCACCCCCUCCUGCCCAAGAAGCUCCCUGGAACCAGGCCAACUGCGCCGUCUCUCACCCUCCCCUUUAUGACGGAGAAACAGGUCGCCUCACGAAGUAAUAGUAGAUUUUGCGAGAUGUUGAUGUAGAGAAAAGAAACUAAACAUACAGAAAAUCACACCAAAGAUGUAUUUCAUAGAUGACUGUUAAACGAUUUAAAAGGAAGACUUACUUUAAUAACACCUUGUUUUAAAAGAAUAAACACCUGUUGACAUCUUACUGAA